Molecule: messenger RNA, 2158 nt
Organism: Oncorhynchus keta (chum salmon)
Lineage: Eukaryota; Metazoa; Chordata; Actinopteri; Salmoniformes; Salmonidae
Product: cell death-inducing p53-target protein 1-like
Exons: 3
Molecular function (GO): zinc ion binding
Source: RefSeq, a predicted model, not a curated record
CUCUUUCUCUAUCUCUCCAUCAAACCCUCCCCCGCAAUUCUCUCCCUCAUCUCACCCCUCCCUCCCUCGCUCUCUCCUUCUCCCCCUCCCUCCCUCCCUCUCUCCCUCUCUCUUCCAGUUGAAGGACAAGGUGAUAGUGGGGUGAAGGUAUAUCAUGUCCAUACCCCCUUCAACCCUCCUUCCUCCACCAUCCCCUCCAGUGACUACUCUGUGUUUCAGUCUCAGGGAAAGCCAGUGUACACCAGUGGAGGAGGUGGUAUUGGAGGAGGUGGGGAAACUCCCACUCAGAAGUUUGUGAGUUAUGACACAGAACUGGGCCGUUCAGAGGGCAUGACCACCUGUACUUCCUGUCAACAACAGGUGAUGACGAACGUGACCUAUAAAGUCGGAGCCUACGCCUGGCUCAUGUGCAUCCUCUUCAUCCUCUGUGGGUUGGUAGUGGGCUGCUGUCUGAUCCCGUUCUUCAUGAAACACUUUAAGGAUGCGUACCACUCCUGUCCUCGUUGCAACCGCAUUAUCCACGUGGACAAGCCACGCUGCUGCUGACCGCCCUACCACCACCCACCACCCUACCACCACCCACCACUAGGGGAGCUGCUGCUGACCACCCUACCACCACCCACCACUAGGGGAGCUGUUGCUGACCGCCCUACCACCACCCACCGCCCUACCACCACCCACCACUAGGGGAGCUGCUGCUGACCACCCUACCACCACCCACCACUAGGGGAGCUGUUGCUGACCGCCAUACCACCACCCUACCACCACCCACCACUAGGGGAGCUGUUGCUGACUGCCAUACCACCACCCACCACUAGGGGAGCUGCUACUGACCGCCAUACCACCACCCACCACUAGGAGAGCUGUUGCUGACCGCCAUACCACCACCCACCACUAGGAGAGCUGUUGCUGACCGCCAUACCACCACCCACCACUAGGAGAGCUGCUGCUGACUGCCCUACCACCACCCACCACUAGGGGAGCUGCUGCUGACCGCCCUAACCCCACCCACCACUAGGGGAGCUGCUGCUGACCGCCCUAACCCCACCCACCACUAGGGGAGCUGCUGCUGACCGCCAUACCACCACCCACCACUAGGAGAGCUGUUGCUGACCGCCAUACCACCACCCACCACUAGAGAGCUGCUGCUGACUGCCCUACCACCACCCACCACUAGGGGAGCUGCUGCUGAUCGCCCUAACCCCACCCACCACUAGGGGAGCUGCUGCUGACCGCCCUAACCCCACCCACCACUAGGGGAGCUGCUGCUGACUGCCAUACCACCACCCACCACUAGGGGAGCUGCUGCUGACCAUCCUACCACCACCCACCACUAGGGGGAGCAGGUGCUGACUGCCAUACCACCACCCACCACUAGGAGAGAUGUUGCUGACUGCCAUACCACCACCCACCACUAGGGGAGCUGUUGCUGACUGCCAUACCAUCGCCCACCACUAGGUGGAGCUGGUGCUGUGGCCAAUAUGCUUUACGACCAGCAGGGGAGCUGUGGCUCUGCUCUCAGUCUGACCACUGGCCACUCUCUCGGUCUGGAUUCCAUUAGAAGAGCACCAGUACAGUGAAAUACCUUUCUCACAGAAAACAUGCUCCCUUUCCCUCAUGCCCCCACAGCUCGGUGUAGGAAUUUGAGAGUGGUUAUAUUUAUCCAGCCCCAUCCCUCAGCUGUUUACCAAUGCAGUGGCGGGGUCAGGGUGACUGUUUUUUGGUAGUUCUUUGAAUUGCAGAUUGCCCUUUAAAAUUUCGGGUUUCAAUACGGCUCUUAUGGACACUCUUUCAGAACAGCGAGGGAGAGGAAAAGGGGGGGGAUGUUUUCAGAAUGGAAUCCAGCCGAAGGGAGAGACCUCCUAGCAGCAGCCCCACAGAAACCUACAGGAUUUACACAGUCGUAGGUUGAAUCCCAAAAUGGCACCCUACUCCCUAUACAGUGCACUACGUUCGAGAGGGAGCUAGUACAAAAGUAGUCCACCAUAUAGGGAAUAGGGUACGAUUUGGGACGCACUUUAGUUUAAAUGCUGACCUAACUUACUGUACCAGAGGGUUGUAAAUAGUAUGAAUCUGUGACCUAUUUUUGUAAAAUAAAAAUAAAAACAAGCUAGCAGAUGAAGACGUGGUAGAGCUCAACCUGGCCCUUGUUCACAAA